ACAGGAGAAAGUUACCCAACGGCUUGCCGUAGCCACGCGCGCUCUGGGAAAGAGGGCGGAAGUAAAAAUAGACUGAUGAUGAUCCUCUUCCUGUUGCACAAGAUGACAGAUAUGGGAUACUACAGUGGCUUUUUAACUUUUGUCGUCCUACUUGGUAGUUUAAUACAGAGCAACUGUAAGCCACACACCUACAGGAGUAAGUCACUCCAAGAAGUAUCCAAUGAGAUAUCAAGCUAUUCUGACAUUGCCCAGAAAAUCAUACAGCUUUCAGUUUACGGGAAGGCUCAGAACCGCUCAUAUGAACGGCUUGCAGCCUUCACAGAUACGAUUGGGAACAGAUUGAGUGGGUCGAGGAAUCUAGACCUGGCUAUUAAGUAUAUGUACAAUGCAUUGAGGCUGGAUGGACUGGAAAAUGUACAUCUAGAACAAGUGAAGAUCCCUCACUGGGUGAGGGGACAGGAGAGUGCAGUGAUGGUUCUUCCACGAAACCACUCCUUGUCCAUCCUUGGAUUGGGGAGUAGCAUUGGAACCCCCAAAGGAGGAAUUGAAGCCGAAGUUUUGGUGGUGGAAUCUUUUGAUGAUCUGAAAAGAAGGGCGGGUGAAGCUAAGGGAAAGAUUGUGGUUUAUAAUCAGCCUUUUGUUAGCUAUGGGGAGACAGUAGCAUACCGUGCUUCUGGAGCUUCUGAGGCAGCUAAACUGGGAGCAGUGGCUUCACUCAUUCGCUCUAUCACUCCAUUUUCCAUAAACAGCCCCCACACUGGAUGGCAGUGGUACCAGCCUGGGGUGCCUAAAAUCCCCACUGCCUGUAUCACGGUGGAAGAUGCCGAGAUGAUGGCCAGGAUGGCUUACAAAGGUGCAAAAAUUGUUGUGCACCUAACUAUGGAAGCUCAAACCCUAGACGAUGUGGAUUCCUUCAAUACAGUGGCUGAGAUAACAGGCAGUCAGCACCCAGAGCAAGUUGUUUUGCUGAGUGGUCAUCUGGACAGUUGGGAUGUAGGACAGGGGGCUAUGGAUGAUGGAGGUGGAGUGGCGAUUUCUUGGGAAGCCUUGUCUCUCAUCAAAGACCUGGGGCUGCGUCCUAAGAGGACACUGAGAGCUGUGCUGUGGUCUGCUGAGGAAGCAGGAGGAGUGGGAGCUAUGCAGUAUUAUCAACAGCACAAAACAAACAUUUCAAACUUUGACCUGGUGAUGGAGUCUGAUAUGGGCACAUUUGCCCCUGUUGGACUGCAGUUUACUGGCAAUGAUGAAGCCAGAGCCAUUAUGAAAGAAGUAAUGAAAUUGUUGGCACCCAUCAAUGUGACAUCCCUGGAGAAACAUGGAGAAGGAACGGAUAUAAACAUGUGGAUGCAGGCUGGAGUACCAGGUGCCAGCCUGCAUACCGCAGACAGCAAGUACUUCUGGUUCCAUCACACUGAGGGUGACAUGAUGACCGUGCAGAACCCAGCAGAGAUGAAUCUGUGUUCAGCUUUGUGGGCCGUGGUGUCGUAUGUUGUGGCAGACCUGGAUGAAAUGCUUCCCAGAUAACAGUUUUAAGCAGUUUUUAUUAUUGAGCCUUGAAUCUGACCAAAAGGAAUGAGUUUAUAUAGGCUUUUUGAAUUUGCAUUUUAUUGUUUACAACACAGAUUUUAUCCUCAGGGACUUCAAUAUUAUUAAUUAAUUAAAAACUUUAAGCAUAUCUUACCCGUUAUUUACCACUUUGUCUUUCGCUCAUAAACCCACACCACUGAACCUAAUCAGUUUGUUUGACCAAUUUAUUUUGACCAUAAUGUUUGUUAAUUUCACAUGAUAAAAAUGACAAAAACCUAGUCUGUCGAGGGCUAACGUGUGUUAACGUCUCUUGUGCUAUAAAAGAGCUAAACAUCUCUGUUAGACAUGUAUUCUAUUAGAUUUUUUUACAUGUAAGUAUUUAUAGAAUUUUGUUUGCUGGCAAGAGAAUUAGACUGAUUAUGUGAACAGUGUUUCAAUUUCGAAUUUAUAUUUAGGAUUGUAAUUAUGUUGGUCAUCAUCAAGGCUGGUUAACUUUAAAAUAUGUGAUGUCUUGGAUUAACUUACUGCUGCUCUUUCUUAUGAGGUUUGGUUAGAAACCACCUUUCAAAACAAGUAAAGGUCACUUUUAAGAGAAUGGACUGCCACUGCUUUUUUGUUUUUAUACUUAGCACAACAUUUAACAUUGUAUUCUAACUUCAUAAUAUUCAUAAAAUUCACUGAAAUAUUGGCAUUCAAAAACUUUGAAAUGCUUUGUGCUCACUUUGAAAUACCUAUCAAGUUAAGUUAAAUUAAUAUUGCUUUAGUGGAGUCUUAAUGUUGAUGUUUUUUAACUUUAGUUUGUUUGUGAGUUAUCAUCAUAAUUCUGUUUAGAUUUCUGUCUAACCAAAUCAUCAGGCUAAUAUGUGCUAGCUAACAUUGCUUUUUUGUCCACUGAUAACUUUACCACUGAUAUUUUUCCGCAGGGAGGAAUCCAAUAUUCGAUUUUCGAUGUUUAAGAUGUGGAGGAAAUCACAAUAAAGAAAAUUACAAUAAAGUUCAUAAUAAAAA
Messenger RNA from Clarias gariepinus (North African catfish), 2535 nucleotides. Its product is annotated as carboxypeptidase Q-like. NCBI's taxonomy places the organism in Eukaryota, Metazoa, Chordata, Actinopteri, Siluriformes, Clariidae. Gene Ontology annotation, molecular function: metallodipeptidase activity. The transcript is spliced from 8 exons. The coding region runs from base 76 to 1524 and encodes 482 amino acids. Gene Ontology annotation, biological process: proteolysis; peptide catabolic process. The record is from RefSeq and is a predicted model, not a curated record.